Messenger RNA from Pelobates fuscus (common spadefoot toad), 5957 nucleotides. RefSeq names its product UPF1 RNA helicase and ATPase (gene UPF1). Bases 342 to 3644 code for a protein of 1100 amino acids. Gene Ontology annotation, molecular function: DNA binding; RNA binding; RNA helicase activity. Gene Ontology annotation, cellular component: cytoplasm. Gene Ontology annotation, biological process: nuclear-transcribed mRNA catabolic process, nonsense-mediated decay. The record is from RefSeq and is a predicted model, not a curated record. Lineage: Eukaryota; Metazoa; Chordata; Amphibia; Anura; Pelobatidae. The transcript is spliced from 24 exons.
UCUCCUCAUUGACUAAGGUAGAGUCACCCUGGCUGCACUCCCCUCCUCGGAGCCUGAGAGUUGCCCGUAGCAACCUAUACAGCAGUCGUCGUGGUGCCCGGCGCGCUGACGUCAGAACCCCGCGCAAGCGCGCCUCUUGCAGUGCGGCGACGUGUGACGUAAUUUGCGGUGGUGGGUGCUCGAGCUCCGGCGGUUUGAUUCCCUCCUGCCGUUCGGUUUCCGUUGCCCGCGCAGCGCUCUAUACAGAGGUGACGGAGCGCAACUUCCUGCAGGCAGACACAGAGCGGCCGCCCCCUCCUCCACCCCGGACACACAGCGCGCAGCCCGACCCGGUCACCGCCAUGAGCGUGGAGGCGUACGGCCCGAGUUCGCAGACCCUCACCUUCCUCGACACGGAGGAGGUCGAGCUGCUCGGGGCCGACACUCAGGGCUCGGAGUUCGAGUUCACCGACUUCACGCUGCCCAGCCAGACCCAGACACAGGGCCAGACGCAGAGCCAGCUGGACGGACAGGUUAAUGGUCCAGAUGGCAUACUUCAGAAUGGUAGCGUGGAUGAUGGAGUGGGUAAAACAAGCCAGUUAUUGGGUGAGCUAAACUUUGAAGAAGAUGAAGAAGAUACCUAUUAUACAAAGGAUCUUCCGGUCCAUGCCUGCAGCUAUUGUGGGAUUCAUGACCCUGCCUGUGUUGUCUACUGCAACACCAGCAAGAAAUGGUUCUGUAAUGGACGUGGAAACACCUCUGGCAGCCAUAUUGUAAAUCAUCUAGUCAGAGCCAAGUGUAAGGAGGUAACUCUGCACAAAGACGGGCCUCUGGGAGAAACUGUAUUGGAAUGCUACAACUGUGGGUGUCGCAACGUGUUUCUCCUUGGAUUCAUACCUGCUAAGGCUGAUUCUGUGGUUGUGCUACUUUGCAGGCAACCUUGUGCUAGUCAAAGCAGUUUGAAGGAUAUCAAUUGGGACAGCUCCCAGUGGCAACCUCUGAUUCAGGACCGUUGCUUCCUCUCUUGGCUUGUUAAAAUACCGUCUGAGCAGGAGCAACUCCGCGCUCGCCAGAUCACAGCCCAGCAAAUCAAUAAACUGGAGGAACUGUGGAAGGAAAAUCCUUCUGCAACUUUAGAAGAUCUGGAAAAGCCAGGUGUUGAUGAAGAACCUCAACAUGUCCUACUUCGUUAUGAAGAUGCCUAUCAAUACCAAAAUAUCUUUGGACCUCUUGUUAAACUAGAAGCUGAUUAUGACAAGAAGCUGAAGGAAUCUCAGACUCAAGACAACAUCACAGUGCGUUGGGAUCUCGGCUUGAACAAGAAACGGAUUGCAUAUUUCACUUUGCCAAAGACAGACUCGGAUAUGCGUCUAAUGCAGGGGGAUGAAAUAUGCCUGAGAUACAAAGGGGACCUGGCACCACUGUGGAAAGGGAUUGGUCACGUGAUCAAAGUUCCAGAUAAUUAUGGUGAUGAAAUUGCCAUUGAAUUAAGAAGUAGUGUUGGUGCACCAGUGGAGGUCACUCAUAACUUCCAAGUGGAUUUUGUGUGGAAGUCUACUUCAUUUGACAGAAUGCAGAGCGCCUUGAAGACUUUUGCCGUAGAUGAAACAUCUGUUUCUGGCUACAUCUACCAUAAACUCCUGGGACAUGAAGUUGAAGAUGUGAUUAUCAAAUGCCAACUUCCAAAAAGGUUUACAGCCCAAGGACUUCCUGAUCUUAACCAUUCACAGGUUUAUGCUGUGAAGACUGUUCUGCAGCGUCCACUCAGUCUUAUACAGGGCCCCCCUGGAACUGGAAAAACUGUAACUUCUGCUACCAUUGUGUACCAUCUGGCUAGACAAGGAAAUGGACCAGUCUUGGUUUGCGCCCCUAGCAACAUUGCAGUGGAUCAGCUAACUGAGAAAAUCCACCAGACUGGCCUCAAAGUCGUCCGUUUAUGUGCAAAAAGCCGUGAAGCUAUUGACUCACCUGUGUCCUUCCUUGCUUUGCACAACCAGAUUCGCAAUAUGGAGAGUAUGCCCGAGCUUCAGAAGUUACAGCAGUUGAAAGAUGAAACUGGAGAGCUUUCUUCGGCUGAUGAGAAACGCUAUCGCGCCCUGAAGAGAACUGCUGAAAGGGAACUUCUUAUGAAUGCUGAUGUGAUCUGCUGUACAUGUGUUGGAGCCGGGGAUCCCAGGCUUGCAAAAAUGCAAUUUCGUUCAAUCCUCAUUGAUGAAAGUACUCAAGCUACUGAGCCUGAAUGUAUGGUGCCGGUUGUUCUUGGAGCAAAACAGCUCAUUUUAGUGGGUGAUCACUGCCAGCUUGGUCCAGUUGUUAUGUGUAAAAAAGCAGCAAAAGCAGGAUUGUCCCAAUCUCUGUUUGAGAGACUUGUGGUUCUUGGAAUUCGACCCAUUCGUCUGCAGGUCCAGUACAGAAUGCAUCCUGCACUUAGUGCAUUUCCAUCCAACAUAUUUUAUGAAGGCUCACUUCAAAAUGGUGUUACUGCAGCUGACCGUGUGAAGAAAGGAUUUGAUUUCCAAUGGCCACAGCCAGACAAACCAAUGUUCUUUUAUGUGACUCAGGGGCAAGAAGAAAUUGCCAGCUCAGGCACCUCUUACCUGAACAGAACUGAAGCUGCUAAUGUAGAGAAGAUCACUACAAAGCUUCUCAAGGCAGGUGCUAAACCAGAUCAGAUCGGUAUAAUUACUCCAUAUGAAGGACAGCGCUCAUACCUGGUUCAAUACAUGCAGUUUAGUGGUUCAUUACACACCAAGCUCUACCAGGAAGUGGAAAUUGCUAGUGUGGAUGCAUUUCAGGGAAGAGAGAAAGACUUUAUAAUUCUUUCCUGUGUCAGGGCCAAUGAGCAUCAAGGAAUUGGGUUCUUAAAUGAUCCUCGUCGUCUUAAUGUGGCUUUGACUAGAGCACGGUACGGAGUAAUUAUUGUGGGAAACCCAAAAGCUCUCUCUAAGCAACCCCUGUGGAACCAUCUGCUGAACUAUUACAAGGAGCAAAAAGUUCUUGUCGAAGGACCACUGAACAACCUCCGAGAAAGCCUCAUGCAAUUCAGCAAGCCACGCAAACUCGUCAAUACCAUUAAUCCAGGUGCCCGUUUCAUGACGACUGCUAUGUACGAUGCUCGUGAAGCUAUCAUUCCUGGUUCAGUUUAUGAUCGAAGCAGUCAAGGACGACCCUCCAAUAUGUACUUUCAGACCCAUGACCAAAUUGGAAUGAUCAGCUCUGGGCCUAGUCAUGUCACUGCCAUGAACAUUCCCAUACCAUUCAAUCUGGUCAUGCCUCCAAUGCCACCACCUGGCUAUUUUGGACAAGCCAAUGGACCAGCGGCAGGUCGCGGGAUGACAAAAGGAAAAGCAACUCGUGGUGGGCGCCAGAAACAGCGUGGAAUUGGACUUCAAGGCAUGAGCCAAGGAAACAUGCCAAAUAGUCAGGCAAGCCAAGAUGUUGUGUCCCAGCCAUUUUCUCAAGGCCCUCUUACCCAGGGUUAUAUAUCCAUGAGCCAACCAUCACAGAUGAGCCAGCCUGGUCUUUCUCAACCAGAAUUAUCACAGGAUAGCUACCUUGGUGAUGAAUUUAAAUCUCAGAUCGAUGUUGCAUUAUCGCAAGAUUCAACUUACCAGGGAGAGCGUGCAUAUCAACAUGGAGGCGUGACUGGGCUGUCACAGUACUAGCGUGUUGAAGACGAGCUAAGCCUGUGUGGAACUUAGUUCAUCCACAUUUUAUUCUGAGUAAUAAAAAAAUAAAACGGAUACCUGUUUUCCACUGCUAAAACUGAAGCACCACUGUGAGAGCAACAGGAGAGAGAGGAACGAGAGAGGAAUAAAAAAAAUCAAAAAUAUCGAGAGAGAAAAAAGCGAGUGAGACCACUGCAAGCACACUGAGACGAGGAGAACGACAGGAGAAGAAGAUGUACAUCAGUGGAGCCACAUCCGCCUAAAGAUGGGAUAGGUAGUACAUGGGGGGACCAUUACCAUUGUUAUCCUAGUAAAUUUGAAUGGCCAGCCAAGCCAAUGUCCCUACCAUAGCUUGGGCAAGUGCUGGUGAAAAGACCUUUAACAUUUUUCCAUUUAGCUCAAAUGAGGUACAUGGGUACCAUUUUAUUAUAGCUGGAGAAAAACAAUUCCUUAUCUCAGAGUUGUUGUUUGUUUCUAUAAGGACUCUAGAAAAACAGGGUCACGUUUUUUCAUUUUAAACCAAAACGUUUGCUACUCCUAAAUGAACCACCAUGUUAUUGGAGAACUCAACUUCGAGAUGUAGGGUUGAUUUUCAGACUGGCUUGGAGAAAUAGGUGGUCAUUAUCAUGUCUCUUCCUACAGGCUCUGUCACUAAUGAAUGGUUUAAAGAAAUUAUUUCUAGAUACAAGAAAGUGCUGGGGUUUUCCUUAGUUUUGUAUCUGAUUGCGGUGGACCUUAAAGUACUGCAAAACUUUGUGGGUUUUUUUAGUAAAAAAAAAAAUUCCACCACGAACAGGGACUUUCAGCGUUAAGAUGCAGCAAAUGCCUCUCUUUCCUAAAGCAGUGUAGCAGAGCAAUGGAGUAUACACACUCCCUUAAGGAGAGGGGUUUUUUUUCAGUGUUUUUCUGUAUGCUUUGAUUGGCUACUGUCUGGACUCUACUCCACAAAAUAAACGAAUCUUUGUUUAGGUGAAUUUUAUGCUUAAAAAGGGACGGGUUUCCUGAGCCCUUCGGCCCCCACCCAUCACGGAAAGAAAGCCAGGCUAGCCUGCUAAGAACUCCCCUCCCAGAAAUGGAUGUAGUAGUGGAAAUUGGGGAUUAUAUAGGUUUGAAAGUCAAGUUUUUCGCAAUAGUUUUUGAAACUGGUUGACAAGCAGACUAGAAGGCAGGCAAUGUGGAAGGUGGCCUAUUGUCAUUGUGUAUCGCUGGAAACAUGCUUGGUGCUUUUGGAGAGGGGCUGACUGGACGUGGCCUUUUAGACCAUUGUAUGCCAGAAAUGGACUCAAAACUACAGCUCAAGCUCCCAUGUUAAGAUUGUUUUGUCAAAGAGACGUUUACUAGAUCAAUAAAAUCUGAUUUCUAAAAUAUUUCCAGUUAAUAUAUAGUAAUCAAAUGCAUUAUCUUCACUCUUAGACUCUUUAGCUUCUUGUAAUAUUGUAAUAUUUCUAAUUACCCAUCUUAGGUCAUUUGAAAUAGUUACAGUUAUACAUGCUGUUGUAGUGCAGCAAUGUUUUGAAAUUUAAUUUAGCCAGCUGCAUCGGUAAAAAAAAAUUGUAAUCGUAAUAAAUUUGUUUUCCCCAGGAAGUAUUUUUUAGUGUUCCUCCCCUAUAGCAUUUUGUUCAGCUACUAUGUACUGCUCAGUUUCUAGGUUGAAUUGAUUAUAUUCAAAUUGUCUUGUAUAUUUAAGAAUGAAAAAGAAUCAUAGCAGUGACAUCUGCAAUUGUUUAUUUCAUGUAUAUAUACAUACAUACAUAUAUAUAUAUAUAUACAUAUAUAUCUAUCCAGAAACCUGCAGUCAUCUAAAGAAACAGAAACAUCUUGUAUAGCUGCUGAUAAUCAGGUUUUAUGCACAUGCUGUGCAUUCAAUAGAUAAGGCUCUGGUCACCUUCCUUCCUGCAAGAUGGACUUUUAUUUAUUAACAUUGCUGAAGGGCUCUUUUAAAAAAUUUUUUUUUUUUUUUUUUUUUUUUUUUGUCCAUUGUCCACGCCUCCCUUACCUUUUCUGUAACCCCACCUUCUGAGUAAAUGCAUAGUUAGUAUAAUAUUACUGUGUAUAAUCCUUUUUGUGCAAUGCUGAUCAACAAGUAGCAUAAACUCCUCCCUUCUAUGUCACUGGCUGGAAUGCUUCUGCUAGCAAUGUUUUUUUUCUUGUUUAUUUGUAGCAGCUUAUUGAGUUUUAACAACACAUGAACAUUUGUGCUCGCACAAUGUCUUUUUUUUCUUUGUUUUUCCUUCUUUUUUGAUUUGUCUAAACUUGUUUUAAAUCUGUUCAUUAUGAAUUAAAUGAUUAAUAAACAGCCUUUCAAUUGUG